Molecule: messenger RNA, 1415 nt
Organism: Microbotryum saponariae
Lineage: Eukaryota; Fungi; Basidiomycota; Microbotryomycetes; Microbotryales; Microbotryaceae
Source: the annotation of a GenBank genome assembly
AUGAUCCGACACGGUGAAUCGGCGGAUAACGUCACCGGUAACUUGAUCCCAAUCCUGUGUGGGGGAGGGGCUCCCUCCGCUUUCUCGCGUUCGAUCACGAACUGAUCGAUACUUUGGCCUUCCUCACCUUGUGUAGCAAUCUGGGCCGGUCAUCGAGAUGCUCCCUUGACGAAUCAUGGUUUCAAUCAAUCGAUGAGACUGGCGAAUCAUUUUCAGGACGUGCCGCUCACGGGUGCGUUUCAAGAGUGGAGGGUGGAGGGUGGGGGGUGGGGGGCAUGAGAUGCGGGUGGAUGGGAUCGGGGAGGGGUUGGGCGCGAGUCUGCGCCAAUUAUGAGAAUGCACUCUCCUCUGAGAACGCACUCUCCUCCUCCCCCCCCAAGUAAGCGAGGAGCGCAAACCUACUGAAAGCGCUGACCUCCCUUCCCCUGACCCCCACCACCGUAGCGGUUUAUUGCUCGGACCUGAAACGAGCCCAAACGACCGCUCGCAAUAUCACUUCGUUGAACAAGACACAACCCCCACCACCGUUUACGGUCUCGCCUCUUUUGAGGGAACAGUUCUUUGGAGGUGCGUUGGGUUGGGUUCGGGCGAGGCGUGAAAUUUUCCACCCGAUCGAAAGGCGUAGUAGGUUCGAUUGCUGACAGUUGCGAUCGUCUUACCCCUCAACAGAAGCCGAAGGAUGGCCCUGGAACGCCGGCCUUUAUUCUUCCUCCCACCUACCCUGGGAAGACCACCGAGCGUUCCGUUUGGCGCCUUACGCCGAAUCCUUGAACGACGUCUCCCUCCGAGCCGACAAAGUCGUUCGUCAUUUCGUGCUCCCCCACCUCAUCGCCUCUUCCGAAUCCUCUACGCCGCAACACAUCUUGCUCGUGGCGCAUGGUAUUUGGUUGAGUGAGAUGAGGUACGCGUUUGCGCGGGCUCAGGACCCUCAAGUGAGGUUCGUCAAGAGCGGGGGUUAUUUGAACACGGCUUGGAGUCGAUUCGAGUUGGGAUUGGUGCGAGAGGGGGAAGUCGUAGACAGGGUUCAGAACGAGUUACCCGAGCCUGAGGAGAGUGGUGGAUCUACUGGGGAGGAGGAGGAGGUGGUGGUGGUGGAGGAGACGGCUUUGAGUAGUAGUAGUGCUACGAACGCGCGUCCGACGAACGGGAGAGAAUCCGACCUCUCCUCCUCCACUGUGCCCGAAUCGAUCCGACUUCUCCUUCCAACAAUACCGGACCUACCCCCACGAAACCCCGCGCUGCCUCGACCUUAUCCCAACGACGUACCCCUGCCUCGAAUUAGAUUCAAGGUCCUCGCUACGAACCAGGCCGAACAUCUGGAAGGGUUGGUGAGGACCAAGGGGGGUAUAGGGAGUAGUGCGCAUGAUGAGAACCAGAGGGGUUUGCAGGAGUUUUUCGGUGGAGGUGGCAAGUAG